Molecule: messenger RNA, 996 nt
Organism: Aricia agestis (brown argus)
Lineage: Eukaryota; Metazoa; Arthropoda; Insecta; Lepidoptera; Lycaenidae
Gene: 6pgl
Product: 6-phosphogluconolactonase
Exons: 4
Coding region: 103-801 (232 amino acids)
Biological process (GO): pentose-phosphate shunt; carbohydrate metabolic process
Molecular function (GO): 6-phosphogluconolactonase activity
Source: RefSeq, a predicted model, not a curated record
CGUUGUUCACAUUCCAAAUUCCAACUUGGAUAAUAAAUUUAUUUAAUUACUUCCAGUUUAAAUUGCAUUUACCUUAUCUUUUCUAGUACUUAAUAUAAAAGUAUGACGAUUAUCAAAGUAUCAAAUGAGCAAGAAAUUAUUAAGAAGUUAUCAUCUUACAUAGAAAAAAUUGCGAAUGACUCUAUACUCAACCGGGGGAAAUUUUACGUUGGACUUUCAGGUGGUUCUGUUGUGAAAUACCUCUGUGAAGGAUUACCAGAAUUGGAAACAGACUGGUCCAAAUGGGUGCUUGCAUUUUGUGAUGAGAGAGUGGUGCCAGAAGAUAGUGAGGACUCAACAUUUGGCACUUACUGCAAACAGCUAAUACCAAAGACACCGCUGGAUAAAAGUCAAUUUAUUGCCAUCAAGCAGGGAGUCUCAGCUGCAGAAGCUGCAGUUGAUUACACUGACAAAUUAGAAAAGGCCUUUGGAAGUCAAGAGUUCAAAUUUGACCUACUGCUAUUGGGGAUGGGUCCAGAUGGUCAUACCUGCUCGCUAUUCCCUGGGCAUGAGCUACUCAGUGAGACCAAUUUGAAGGUGGCUCCCAUCACCGACUCACCAAAACCACCACCAGAGAGAGUCACUCUCACCUUCCCAGUCAUAAACAAUGCUAGAAACUGUAUAUUCGCUGCUAGUGGGUCGGGCAAAGCAGAUAUGAUAAAACGCAUACUCAAAGACAAGGAAGAUCUCCCAGCAGCCAGGGUCAAGCCAGAAGGUGCUCUCUUUUGGAUACUGGAUGAAGCCUCAGCGAAACUCUUAUAAGACUAAGAAAAUGCCCAGUUACUUGAUAAAAAAGUGUAAUUUUAUAUUUAUAAUGCUCAAUUUUAAAUAAUUAUACACAACAAAAUGUGCGUGCUAAUCAAGUAUUCAAAAGAAAUUCCAACACUGAAAAAGAUAAGUGAUUCAUCUUAAACUAUGUUUUGCAACGAAUUAUAGUUAGAAUAAAUGGAAAAUUAC